AAAAACGAAAGCUAAACAGAAAUUCAAAAAUAAAUUUGUAUAAAUUUUGGGAAAUUAUUUUUCUACACUAGUUUUUCACUUUUGAACUAAGAAAAGCUAGAAAAGAAUACAAAUUAUUACAAAAUAUGACUGAGGACGCCCUAACUCUCCUGAAGAAGGAGCGCCAGCAGUGGCGGCGCAAUCCUCUCAAGGGAUACGAGGCCCAUCCGCGGAGGAACAAGAACGGGACCCUCAACUACAUGCUGUGGGACUGCGGCGUGCCCGGCAAGAAGGGCACCCCCUGGCAGGGCGGAAUCUUCUGGCUGGAGGUGACCUUCACCGAGGAGUACCCCACGAAGCCACCGCAGUGCAAGUUCGUGCCCACCGUGCUGCACCCGAACGUGUAUCCGUCGGGUAUCGUGAAGUACCCGCUUCUGGAGGAGGACUGGCAGCCCGGCAUCACCCUCAAGUGCCUGAUGACGUGCAUCCAGGAGCUGCUCUACAUGCCCAACAUGAACGACGCGGUCGCGAUGCGGGCCGUCUACCUGAUGAAGUGGCGGCCCCGCGACUACAACAGGAUCGUCCGCGCCCAGGCCCACGACAUGUCCCCCAUGAUGUCCUCCGACGAAGAAGAUUGAAGCUUUAAUCCUGGAGACUAGUCUUUCACU
Messenger RNA from Drosophila bipectinata, 647 nucleotides. Lineage: Eukaryota; Metazoa; Arthropoda; Insecta; Diptera; Drosophilidae. The record is from RefSeq and is a predicted model, not a curated record.